This is a messenger RNA of Rotaria sp. Silwood2, 459 nucleotides long. The record is from the annotation of a GenBank genome assembly. NCBI's taxonomy places the organism in Eukaryota, Metazoa, Rotifera, Eurotatoria, Philodinida, Philodinidae.
AUGACGGGUACAAUUCAGAUGUAUGCAGGAAAUGCAACACCUGCGUUACCAUGGCUUCUGUGUGAUGGUAGGACAGUUUCACGCAUAACUUUCCAGCGACUCUUUGCCGUCAUUGGAACUGCAUAUGGAUUUGGUGACAACAACACAACCUUCAAUGUACGUGAUUUUCGCGGUCGAGUCGCUUUUGGUGUUGAUCCAUCUGCAUUGUGCGUAUCGCAACCUGAAAACUGGGUUCUGCAGGAGGACAAGUCACAAUCAUGGUGGACAAACUGGCGACGGUCCUAUGGGUAUGCGAGACACACUCACUCAAUACCUAGUGGCACUACCGGCAUUCGUAUCGAUGCUGUUGGUGACCACACACAUGUGUUGACUGGUGAUACGGGCUCGGUAGGUAAUAAUCAACAGUUCGAUACAAUAUCACUCUAUCAAACAGUACACUACAUUAUUUACUCAGCAUAA